This is a messenger RNA of Hypomesus transpacificus, 5280 nucleotides long. Its product is annotated as breast cancer type 1 susceptibility protein homolog. Bases 166 to 4719 code for a protein of 1517 amino acids. The record is from RefSeq and is a predicted model, not a curated record. Gene Ontology annotation, cellular component: BRCA1-BARD1 complex; BRCA1-A complex; plasma membrane. Gene Ontology annotation, biological process: double-strand break repair via homologous recombination; dosage compensation by inactivation of X chromosome; positive regulation of transcription by RNA polymerase II. The transcript is spliced from 21 exons. Gene Ontology annotation, molecular function: ubiquitin-protein transferase activity; metal ion binding. NCBI's taxonomy places the organism in Eukaryota, Metazoa, Chordata, Actinopteri, Osmeriformes, Osmeridae.
GUGACGAUCAUGAGAAAGUUGCCUUGUGAUGGUCACGUGACAAAAUAGUUGCGGGAAAACCAAAACAUUACGAAACAGGAAGAUCUACUGGUAGGGAAUGUAACAGCAACGUUCCCGACUAAUGUUGAAGUUCAGUCAGCUGUACGUCCUUUUCAAGUGAAUACAAUGAAAACUCCUAAAGUUGAAGACGUCAAACGAGGUAUAUCUGUCCUUUGGGAGACUCUGCGGUGUCCAAUAUGUUUGGACUUGAUGAACAAUCCUGUAUCUACAAAGUGUGACCAUCAGUUUUGCAAGUUUUGUAUGACAAAGCUGUUGGACUGUACAAAGAGAAAGGAAGCUAAUUGUCCGAUUUGCCAGACCAAGAUCUCUAAAAGGAGUUUACAGGAGAGUCCUGGUUUUCAGAGACUCAUCGAGGGAUUGCAGAAUAUGAUUCAGGCCUUUGAACAUGACAGCAGCACAAACUACUUCACUGGGAUGUGUCAGCAAAGUAGACAAACUUGUGUCACAGGGGUUGAGUCAAAGACAAAUCUCUGGAAUGGUGACAAAGUGUCAUCAGUUGACACGUCUAACACUGAUCUUACUGGGGAGAAGGAUGGAGAACAAAAGGAUCUGCCAACAUCCUUAACUUCAACUCUAGCAGCCAAGGAUGGCUUUGCAAACCUUAUGGGUCUUGAGGAUUCCUGCCCGUUCGUCUCAGACAAUGAGGGGUUUGACAGUGGACUUGGUGAGGCUCCCACAACCGAAAAAGAAAUAGACUUUAAAGUGUGUAGCUCACACACUGAGGGGCAAGAACCAGCAGGGGACACAGACGUGUCUCAUAUUGUGGAGCAAUCCACAUCCAGAAGUCGAGGGAGGAAGAGAAUCACUGAGUCUGCAAAUCCUUCUUGCCAGCUGGUUUUAAUUCCCGAAGUCGGAGAAAACCAGAACGUACGGAGAUCUUUAAGAAACCGCAAAAAAGAGACAUCGACCCCUGAAAAAGUUAUUGAUUUGAGACAGAAGAAAAGUCUUGAGAAAGUCUCAGAAUGGCUCAUAAAAAACCCCCCACUUGAAGAAAACUCAGAGGUUGAAAAUGUCACUUGUGCUUCCGAGGACUCUGCCUCAGUAGUAGGAGAUUUCUCUGCGACAGCAAUCUUUCCGGGCAACCUUGAAAUGAUGGAAGGGGGUCUUAAGAGGGAGGAGCGUAUGAAAGGCCUUGAGGAGCAGGUUUUUGGGGCAGUUUACAGACGGGAGCGAAGGGGAGUCUUGGGUUUCUCUCCUCAGAACAGAGGGGUUAGACACCCUCCAGCCUCUCAUCUUGGUGUGGAAGCCCAGGCUUCAAACACAGUCCCCAAAAGGCAGAUGAGCAGGAAUCUAAAACCCUCUGAUAUUGUCAAAAGAACUCGCUCUGAGGAGAAACACGAGGGUGUUUUUAAUGAUCAACCAGAAGAAAGAGAAAAGCAUGACAUUUUUAAAGAAAGUGAGAAACCUCACAGAAAGUCAAUUGACCUCAAUCAGGAACUGGGUUCCAGCAGCACUGACAGACUUGGAAACAGCUUAACAGAGUUGCCAGAGGAGAUCAACAAUGAGGUUGAAAGUCAACACGAAGAUGUUCCUGUGUUUGAUGUUUUGCGACAACAUGGAAAGAGAAUCUCAAGGAGAGGGAUGUCUGAUACCUGGCAGAAUGUUGAUGGUGAUUUGCAAGCCAAGACAAAGUUAGAAAUGAGUGAGAAAAAGAAAAUGGCCAAGAAGAAAUAUGAGGCAGAUAUGGGCAAGUCAGUCAAAGUCCCUAAACCCCUAGUGCUAGUUGGUGUCGUGGAGAAUGAUUGCAAUCCGAUUGAGAUCACCAAGCCUGGACCAAUAGCAGCAGAGGCAGCUGUUCACAUUGAGAAUUACCCUAGCAGUGAAGAAAUUGGAAGUCCAAACAUGAGGCAGACCAGAAGGAGUAAGAGGCUACAACACUUCACAGAGGAAGUCCAAGGCAGUCACAAGAAACCUUGCACUGGAAAAAACACGAUCCGUCGUGUCGAUAUAGGUGCAGCUGACACUGAACAUGCCUUAUCUUCACAAUCCAUCAUGGGGGAUGGAUGUGUGAUUGAUGAAGACAUGGGUGGAAUUGAAAACAUGGAUUCUAAGUAUACUGAAAUUACAAUGGAAACACCAAACAUUGUUGAGUAUGUAACUCAGGUUUCAGGGAUUCCUUGUGAAGCUAAUGCUACCUGUUCAGAGGCUACAGUACCUUGUUCAAGUUCACCUGAAACAAAUAUGCCACGCCUCAAGGCUGUUGACCACAAUAAUUCAGUAAUAGACCAAUCAAAUGAAGAGGCAUCCGCAAGUGAGGCCAGAUGUGUUGAGAUGGAGAAGGAAAAGGAGGACAUAAAUGAUAGUGAAUUGGACACCGAACAACUGGUAAAAAGCUUCAAAGCAAUCAAAAGAAAAUCGUUCCGUCUUGGUAGUCCAACAGUGAAAAAAAGUUAUCAGAAAUCAGACAUGGAUGAACAAAAUGGCACAAAAUCUAAAGAGAACAGCUUAGUAGGUAGUGGUGUAGAAAUAGAUGUUCCCAAUACCAAGGAAUGCUCUGUAGUGCCAAAACAAUUGGGAGCAAGGAUAGAACUGGAAAAUUCAUGCUGCAGUGAUUUGAUCCCCCCUUCAAAUUCACCUCACCAUAUUCUACAAAAAGCUUCAUUGAGGAGGCAUAGAGGACUGACAAAGUCUAUUGAUAAUAGACCGUCUAUAGAAGUGGAGGAAUCAUUAAACCAAAACACCAAUGUGGUGAUGCAGGAACAUUUACGAAGCCAACAUUCAGGAAAUAGUGUUAGUAGUGUUCUCAGCACCAAUACAGUUGCAAAGAGUCAACUGCCAAGUCCGCAUCCUGUAAAUUCUGGACCCCUGUUUCCAGUAUUUGGUGCCUCUGAGGAAGAUUCACCAGCCCAGACCUUUGGAUCCCCAAAGCAAUCUAGUGAGAAUCAGGAGCAACAUCAGUUGCACUGUAGUGGGAAGAAAAGUCUGGAAAGAAGCCAGAAUCCCAAAUCAGAGACCACAGUAGAGCAGCAGAAAUGCCGAGACAAUACAAAUGGUCACGUGGCCAAUUCAGAGGCCUCCUUGACUCCAGACGGCCUACUGCCUCAAAUCAGCCAAGCUGUAGAGAGCGGCAAAGGUAGUAGCGAGGCCAGUGUGUAUAUUCCAAUCAAGAGCAACCCCAAGCAGAGGAGGAGAAAAACUCAGAGACUUCAGUCUUCAGAAUCUGACUGCAGCAAUGAGGAAGACGAGCUACCUUCCCUAGCACAAAUAUUCAGACGCUCUCCUCAUCCACCUGAGGACCAGGCAUGUGCUAGUGUUGUAAAAGAAUCUUCUGGCUUGUCCAGUGGCCAAGUAAAUUACCAGAAAACCCCCACCAAGGCUGCCAGGGUUGAAGUAACCCAUGCUGCAGGCGGACUGGAAGAACCAGAUGACGUUCCUCCUGCCUGUGGCAGGUCUGAGUGGGUUAACUCAAGCCAAGCCUCAGACGAUCUCUUUGGAACACCAGAUGAAUGUUCAGUUGCUGUAAGUGAUACUGGCUUGUCAAUGGAAUCGUCACAAUUUUCGAGUGAAAUCAUUGCCACACAACAAAAGAUUGCAAUGCAGGAGGAAUUGAAGAGGCUGGAGAAGAUGAUGGCUCUUGUUUCUGAAGCCCUCCAAGAGAAGGAGACUGGUCCAAAUCCCCAAACUGACAGCCUAGCAGGUUCCCCAGGCCCAAACCUCCAUAUGAACCUGCCUUGUGGAAAAGCCAUUUGUUCCAGGGAAUGUGCCACAGACAGGGAGGAAGAGACUGUCUCGAUGCCUCAUGGCUCUGGAGCCUCUGAAGGCCUGGGGCCCACUCAGCCCAGCCCCACCAAGCAUGAGGGGACCAAAGGGAUGGGGCAGCGCUGCAGACAGUCACAGUCAGGCCGGAGUCUCAGAAGCAUUCAUGCAAAUGAGAUCCCCACUCCAGUGGGCCCAGGAGGGAAACCAGGAGAGCACACCACAAACACAUCUAACAUUUCACUAUCACAAAGUCGAGAGUCAAAGGAGAACCGUGAAGAUGCUCCCUCCAUGGAAACAAGCUCAACACACCGUCUCCAGAGCGACCAUGCCAGGGUCAGGCUGGUACUCGUGCCAUCAGGGCUUGGCGUAAAUGAACAGACAAUGCUGAAGAAGUUUGCCAAGAGAAUUGGUGGUAGUGUGUGUUCACAGGUGACAGCAGAAACUACCCACGUUAUAAUGAACACAGAUGAACACCUGGUGUGUGAGCGCACGCUGAAAUAUUUCCUGGGUAUUGCAGGAAGAAAGUGGGUGGUGAGCUUCCACUGGAUUUCUGAGUGCUUUAAACAAGAAAAACUCUUAUGUGAGACGCCGUAUGAGGUGCGAGGAGAUGUGGUUAAUGGACACAAUCAUCAGGGGCCUACGAGAUCCCGAGUCACAGGGGACAGCCACCUUCUUAUGAAGGACUAUGAAAUCUACUUCCAAGGGUCUUUCACUGAUAUGACCACAGGUCAGAUGGAGUGGAUGGUGGAACUAUGUGGAGCGAGAGUAGUGAAGGACCCACUCUUUUUCACGGAUAAACGGAAGUCCCAUCAAGUUGUUAUCGUACAGCCUGGUUCAGACUUAUCAGAAGUGAUUAGCUACAAAGGACGCCAGAGAAAUGCUACCGUGGUGACCCGUGGUUGGCUACUUGAUACCGUGGCGACCUACACCAUCCAGAGCUUUGAAAACUACAAAACAUAAUCCCUAGCCUUCCCUCUAAGCUUUGAGCCUUGUACACCUUGCCAACUUUGUGUAACCUGGGAGACUUUCUACUUCCUCCCAGGCAGGUCUGUGGUCAGGCCUGAAUUUCUCCCCUGGACUAUUCCUUCUCGGACUUCAAAAGAAAGGCCAUCUCUUCACAUUAAAACGCCUCCUAUGGGUUCCAGUCACACCCUGUCUGUUAUUGAAGACGGACCUGGUGUUGUACGCUUUCUGCUCCCACUAGCCUGUAUCCAUUUUCAUUUCUCUACCAACAUGCAUGAUCAAGCCCCUCACUACUACGUGCAAUUGCAGCACUUUAAUCUAUUUUCUUUAACCCCCCCUUCUGUUAUUGACUUACCUUCUUGAAGUUACUUUUUAUAUUUGUAAUGUGAUUAAAAUAUAUGCUGUACCUAAAAAUUUGAAUUUCUUGAAAAAGUCUUCAGUGGUCUGAUUUCAUCCUGUGACAGGAAACUGAUGACCCAAAGAAAGGUAUGUUUGCAUAAGUUAUGAUGCAGACAUGCAUGUGCACAAACACACGCACACACACACACCCAUACAUUU